Eurytemora carolleeae is the source of this 3067-nucleotide messenger RNA. Its product is annotated as cytosolic carboxypeptidase 2. The record is from RefSeq and is a predicted model, not a curated record. The coding region runs from base 228 to 2981 and encodes 917 amino acids. Gene Ontology annotation, molecular function: zinc ion binding; metallocarboxypeptidase activity. Lineage: Eukaryota; Metazoa; Arthropoda; Copepoda; Calanoida; Temoridae. Gene Ontology annotation, biological process: proteolysis. The transcript is spliced from 17 exons.
UUUAAGUGAAAUUCUGCUUAUUUUCUCUAUUUUAUGCUCAUUGGACGUAUGAAUAAAUCAGAGCUAGUAAUCUUCUUCCUAUUCAUGAGUUUUAUAGGUCCAACCCCGUUGUAUCUUUGAUCAAGUAAAAAAUUUUCAAAAAAAAUUUCAUAUAAUUAAAUUUUUCUUGUAAUUUCCAGAUAGAAACUUGACAAAACCUGAGAUAAUUUUAAGAGUUCUGGUUCAGGAUGAAUAAGGACAGGAGAAUACUGUCUCCCACGCUAUCCCUGGAUUCAGGUUCGGAUGGAGAGGAGAAUAUCCGUAUCUGCAGGAAUCUGCGAACCCAGGAGCAAGUUCUACAAAACAAUAAAUCAGUGUUUUGGCCGGUUCAAUGUCAGUUUCUUCCCGAUAGUAUUGUUCAUGUUGAAGGUCUCCCAAACAAAAUAGAAAUGUUUUAUGAUCCAACAGGGCGGGAGCAGAAAAUCCAACCCCUGGGCGAGGAUUUCGGAAAUGUUGUUUAUAAUUACAACCCUAGAUGUGAUCUCAAGUUUGUUACUAAAACCCUCCUGGGAGAAUCUAAGCUUAAGAACCGGUUGAAAGGGCCUCUACCCAAGGAUAUAGCAGAGGACAGCCUCGUGUUCGAGAGCAGGUUUGAGUCCGGAAACCUGAUGAAAGCUGUGAGAAUCACGGAGAGCUAUUACGAACUGCAUCUUCGUCCUGAUUUGUAUACAACUAAACACUGCCAGUGGUUCUACUUUAGGGUCGGAAACAUGAGAAAGGAUUUUGAAUACAAGUUCUCUAUCGUUAACUUCUCCAAGUCGGACUCACAGUACUCGGUCGGGAUGAAACCCGUCCUCUACUCUACUAAAGAGGCCAAGAGGACAAGGGUAGGUUGGACUAGGACCGGAGAUAAAAUCAGAUAUUAUAAGGACGUCUCUUCAGGGACAGGAGGACCAGGACGGUUUGUUAUGUCCUUCUCCUUGAUGUUUCCGCAUAGUGAGGACGAAGUUUAUCUGGCACAUUGCUAUCCCUAUAGAUACUCUGAUAUGGUUGAGGACCUGGAGAAAAUUAUGAUGGAUCCAAUCCGUUCCAGGUUUUGCUCCAGCAAGGUCCUCUGUCAAACCCUGGCAGGGAACAACGUUCCAUUACUUACUAUAACAAAUCAGGAUUCUCCUAUAGAAGAUAAGAACAAGCAGAUUGUUGUUCUUACCGGCAGGGUACAUCCUGGAGAGAGUCCUAGCUCAUGGGUCAUGCGUGGUGUCCUCCACUAUCUGACAGGGGGAUCAGAGGCCGCCAGGAACCUCAGGAACCUCUUCAUAUUCAAGAUUGUUCCAAUGCUCAAUCCGGACGGAGUUAUUGUUGGGAACACAAGAUGCAACCUUGCUGGCGGGGAUUUGAACAGACAAUAUAAACAAGUUACAAAAGAAGCUUUUCCUACUGUUUUCCAUGUCAAGGAGCUGAUCUCGAAAAUAUUAGAGGAAAGGAAUAUAACCUUGUACUGCGAUUUCCAUGCACAUUCACGGAAGUACAACGUUUUCAUGUACGGUUGUGAAAACAGGAAGAAAAGUCAAAAAUAUUUAAAGGAGCAAAUAUUUCCUCUUCUUCUACAUAAAAAUGCCAAGGAUAGGUUUAACUUCGAGGACUGCAGGAUUAUUAUAUCCCGGUCCAAGGAGUCUACAGGACGGAUUGUAUUCCGUAACCUCGGUAUUCUAAACUCCUAUACUCUCGAGGCAUCGUAUGGAGGAUCUAAUACAGGAAAUAAGGCGUAUAGUCAUUUUACGCCUCGGGACUAUCAGAAUCUUGGAAGAUAUUUUUGUGAGACUAUUCUAGACUUUACUGAUCCUACACCUCCCAAGGAACAACUCAGGUAUAAAGUUCACCUGAAGCUGCAGCGUGGAAAGAGUUCAGCAACUGAACCAACCUCCGUUGAACUCUCCGACUAUUCAAGUCUCUCCUCCAGUGAUAACGACUACACGGAGACAGAUAGUGAGAGCAAUUACUUUCUCUUCUCAAAUAUUAGGAAAACUAUUAGAAGAAGAGUGAGAAGAAAACCUUUGCGUUCACCUUGUAAACAAACUUCAAGUUUAGAAUCAAAGGGACGGGUGAGAAGACAUAUUUCUGAUGGGUUGAGUGAGGAUGAUGAUGAGGAUGAUGAAGAGGAUGAGGAUGGGGAUGAGGAUGGGGAUGAGGAUGAGGAAAGUGAUUACACAAAAUAUUUCCCAGAAUCUGAAGGAAGUAAUGUUUACUCUGCCUCUGCUUGUCAGAAGAUACAUUCAGAUCUUGAAGAAACAGUUAACAAGCUUUAUACCAGUCUUCAUUCCCUUUCAAGACCACAGGAGGUUCAGAACCCUAACCUAGUUAAAAACCUAGAGAUUCUCAGAUCAAAGGUUGAUUCUGGGAAGCCUAGAUCUGGUUCAGUGGACGGUUUACUUUUUGGUCUAAGUCGGAGAAAUCUAAACAAUUUACGAAUACGUGCGGAUAAAGCACUGCAGACUAGUCGACUAGGACAGAAAACACCAAGUAUAGAUGAAGAACCCCCUAGACCAUCCAGUAACCCAGAGAGACAAGGAGAUGAAAGUAAAAUGCUUGAAAAGGAUAAAACUAAAUGGGAUAUUAUCAAGAAAACAAUGUCAGAAGUGCAAACAGAUCAAAGCGAGAGAAGUGUUCGUCAAUCCAGCAAUAGCAGUAGUAGACCUUCAAGCGCUAGAAGAAUAUCGUCUAAAAUAUCCAGAAACCGCAAAGAAAACCUUUCUGGAUCAUCCAUAUCUCCAGACACUGAAAGUCCCAAGGGAUCAAAUUUGAAGAAAAAAUCCCUAAAAGUAAAAACUACUCCAAGCAGUAAAAAAUUAAAGGAUUCAGAGAUAGGCAAAAAGAGUGAAAAAAAGAAAGCUAAAGUAAUUUCAAACAAAAUGCAGAUAAUUAUUAAACCAAAGAUAAAAAUUAAAAAGUUGAAAUUGGAGAAUGAAGAGGAAAAAUCUAAAUCUAUAAUAACUGAAAAGUAGCAUAAUAAGCCCUUUAUUAACUCUCCAUUAUUUUUCUCAUUCAAACAUUUUUAUUUUUUUCAAUUUCUCUUUUUUUAUGUUCACGA